GCCAUGGCGGGAAGUGAUCCGCGCUGCGGAGGCAGCUCUCAGCAGACGCCCCACAGUGACUGGAGUCGCCUAGAAGCCGCCAUCCUCAGCGGCUGGAGAACCUUCUGGCAGUCGGUGGGCAAGGAGAGGGCGGGACCGGCGGCUUCCCAGGAGGAAGCGGAUGAGGAGGCCAGCACCCUUAAAAGAUUGCCGAUUGAUGUACAACUGUAUAUUUUGUCAUUUCUUUCACCCCAUGAUCUGUGUCAGUUGGGAAGUACAAAUCAUUAUUGGAAUGAAACUGUCCGAGAUCCAAUUCUUUGGAGAUAUUUUCUAGUGCGAGAUCUUCCUUCUUGGCCUUCUGUUGAUUGGAAAUCGUUUCCAGAUCUAGAAAUCUUAAAAAAGCCUAUAUCUGAAGUCACUGAUGGAACAUUUUUUGACUAUAUGGCUGUCUAUAAAAUGUGUUGUCCACAUACAAGAAGACCCUUGAAAUCCAGCCGCCCUAUGUAUGGAGCUGUGACCUCUUUUUUGCACUCACUGAUCAUUCAUAAUGAACCAAGAUUUGCUAUGUUUGGACCAGGUUUGGAAGAACUGAAUACAUCUUUGGUGUUGAGCUUGAUGUCUUCCGAGGAACUUUGCCCAACAGCUGGUUUGCCUCAGAGACAGAUUGAUGGUAUUGGAUCAGGUGUCAAUUUCCAGUUGAGCAACCAACAUAAAUUCAAUAUCCUGAUAUUAUACUCAACUACUAGAAAAGAAAGAGAUAGAGCAAGAGAAGAGCAUACAAGUGCAGUAAAUAAGAUGUUCAGUCUACAGAAUGAAGGGAAUGAACAACAAGGCAGCCGAUACAGUGUGAUUCCACAAAUUCAGAAGGUGUGUGAAGUUGUAGAUGGGUUCAUCUAUGUUGCAAAUGCCGAAGCUCAUAAAAGACACGAAUGGCAAGAUGAGUUUUCUCAUAUUAUGGCAAUGACAGAUCCAGCUUUUGGAUCUUCAGGAAGACCAAUGCUGGUAUUAUCUUGUAUUUCUCAAGCGGAUGUGAAAAGAAUGCCCUGUUUUUAUUUGGCCCAUGAACUGCGUUUGAAUCUUUUAAACCACCCAUGGAUGGUUCAGGAUACGGAGGCUGAGACUCUAGCUGGUUUUUUGAAUGGCAUUCAGUGGAUUCUUGAAGAAGUGGAAUCAAAGCAUACAAAAUGAUCUUCCUUUUGGACCCUGGAAACUGAAACCAUUUGAAGCUUGUUACUAAGGUCCGGAUAUGGGUGGAUAUUUGCUUAGGUCAGCUCACUCUGUUCUGCCUUUGUGCAAGUGAGCAUCACAUUGGACAGCAAUAGCUGCUGUGUUUCCCAUAUUAGUUCCACCUUUUACCUUAAAUCAAUUACCAGAAAAAAUUUCAGUGCUAACAUUUAGUCCCAAAAUGAGCCUUCUAAAUUUUUUUGAUAAUUUUUGUAUUUUCUACCUUUUAGAAAUAGUAAAUUCUGGAAAAAA
Messenger RNA from Chrysochloris asiatica (Cape golden mole), 1455 nucleotides. It is a transcript of the gene FBXO4, whose product is annotated as F-box protein 4. The coding region runs from base 4 to 1167 and encodes 387 amino acids. Gene Ontology annotation, cellular component: SCF ubiquitin ligase complex. Gene Ontology annotation, biological process: protein polyubiquitination; SCF-dependent proteasomal ubiquitin-dependent protein catabolic process. NCBI's taxonomy places the organism in Eukaryota, Metazoa, Chordata, Mammalia, Afrosoricida, Chrysochloridae. The transcript has 7 exons. The record is from RefSeq and is a predicted model, not a curated record. Gene Ontology annotation, molecular function: protein binding.